AUGGCUGCCGGAAGGUUGCUGCUCUACACGGGCCUCUCGCUAGCGCUCUGCGCCCUCGGCAUGCUGGCCGUGGCCAUCUGCUCGGACCACUGGUACGAGACGGACGCCAGGAAGCACAGGGACAGGUGCAAGGCCUUCAACACCCGCCGGGUGGACCCCGGCUUCAUUUACAACAACAACAACAACUUGCCGCUCCGGGCCAGCCGCUCGCGCCUGGACCGCUGGGAGGGCAAACUCCUCCGGGCCCGGAACCGCCGGCAGCUCUUCGCCAUGAGCCCGGCAGACGAGUGCAGCCGGCAGUACAACUCCACCAACAUGGGCCUCUGGAGGAAAUGCCACCGGCAGGGAUUCGACCCCGAGAUCGCCGCCCUCAUUCGGAAGGGAGAAAUUGAGCGAUGCACAUACAUCAAGUACCACUACUCCUCAGCAACCAUCCCCAGGAACCUCACAUUCAACAUCACGAAGACCAUCCGUCAGGACGAGUGGCAUGCCCUGCACCUGCGUAGAAUGACGGCUGGCUUCAUGGGCAUGGCAGUGGCCAUCAUCCUCUUCGGCUGGAUCAUUGGCGUGCUAGGCUGCUGCUGGGACCGAGGCCUUAUGCAGUAUGUGGCAGGGCUUCUCUUCCUCAUGGGAGGAACCUUCUGCAUCAUUUCACUGUGUACCUGUGUGGCUGGGAUCAACUUCGAGCUGUCGCGCUACCCACGAUACCUGUAUGGACUCCCUGACGACAUCAGCCAUGGCUAUGGAUGGUCCAUGUUCUGUGCAUGGGGGGGCCUGGGACUCACACUCAUCUCGGGAUUCUUCUGUACCUUGGCCCCCUCUGUUCAACCUGUCCCGAGGACCAACUGCCCUAAAUCCAGACCCGAGAAUGGGACAGUGUGCUAAAAAAACAAACCCAUACACACACACACACACAUAUAUAUAUAUAUAAAUAUAUAUAUAAUAUACAUAUAUAAAACAAAGCUAAAUCAAGACGACGCCAGUGCCAAGGUAGAGUUGAGUUGGCUCAGGCACCUGCAUCUCACCGGACUUUGUGUUGUUUCAUCACCAAGAUGGGGACAGUGUUCCCAUCCUGUGGCUCUUCCAUCAAUUCUUGACUUUUGGCUUCAUGGUUUCUUGAAGACAGAGCAAACGCCACCACUUGUGAUAGCACCUUGAUCCCCGUCACUCUUGAGGAUGUGGUGGUGAGCUGGAAGGGACAGUGGCAGUGGUCUGAAGCAACCCAGGUGUAGAGAAGGAAGUGUCAUGCUCUGGGCCAGCAAGAGAGGACAUCACCCCCCAUUCAUCUCCCAGGGAAACGUGGCCCCUAGUUCACAGAAUGUAGCCACGUCUCUGAGGCUAUUUCAGAACCAUUUCAUUUUCUGCUCUUCCUGUUCUGAGCUCCUUCUGGCCCACCAGCGACACACACGGAAUGGAUGAGAAAACAAACAGGAAAGCAAAUUUUCUCUUUGUGGCCAAACUUUUGGACAAAGUUUGAGAGGUGGGAAGGAGAGAGAACACUCUGAGAGGCACGAUCCACAUCGAUAAAAGGACACUUCGGUGGAUGCUCAGAAAACCCAGUCUUACCUUCCAGCUGCCUUACACCAGUUAAACAAGAGGCCACCCUGUCCUCCCUGCUGCACUCCCUGGGCAGAUCGGAGCCUUGGAGUAAUGCUGUGAUGUGUGUGUGUGCGCGUGUGUGCUUGUGCGUGUAUUUUGGGUGGUUUUCUUUUUCCUUUCCACCUUUUAAAUGAAAAUAUUGCAUUAUGACUGUUGUCUAUCACUGUAGUAGUUUUGUGGCCCAAGAUGGAGGCCAGGAGACCUAAGAAGUACCAUGAGGGGCCAGGCCUCUAUGGGUGCCAACGCUGCAGCUGCAGAUCUCUGAGGGGGGAGGGAGAGGGAGAAGGACAGAGGGAGGAAUGAAUGAAUGAGGUGGAUGUUUUCUGAGUGUGAGGCUUUAUUGUUUGUGUUGCAUUUUUAAAAAAAUUAUUUUUGGUACAGCUCAAAUUCCCAGAGGGCAGAAACGAGAACAAAACCACUGGGCCAGAGGACCCUAUGGUUCUUCACAUUGCAGUCUGGGACGCCACAGGAUUUAGUCCUCUUAAUUUUGGAAGUUCAAGACACAACUGGGCACAAAACCCAUGAGAGAAGAGGGGGAACACACGGUUCAGGAGGGAGAAGGAAUGUUGCCUCUGGUUGCUGUUGUACAAGUACGUAUAACAAACAAGACCUUCACUCCCCAUCACUGGGGCUGUCCUUUGUCACUGGACAUCUACCCCUUUCCUAGGGGUGACCUCUGUACAGAUGAAAGGAAAUGGGUCACAUGCAGAAAGCACCUCCAUUUCCCAUAGGCUCAAGUUUGUAUGAUACUGUGUAAAUUUAUGGAGAAAUCUUGACUCUUUCCAUCCUCCUCCUUUUCCUCUUGAUAUUCAAGGGCAUGAAUCCCAAAAUAGCUGUCUUAGUGGCUAGCACCCAAACAGAGGCAGAAUAAACCACCUGUCUCAGGCCCACUUGAGCAAAUUGGCAUCACAAGUGCCAGUGAGGGAAGUCAGCCAGAGAGCUGUGAAUGCCUUAGGGCUGCAGCAGCUCACCAUCACCCCAGAGGCCCAGCUGCUGCCGAGCAGCCCUGGAGGCAUGACAGAACCCACAGCCUGGUGUAGCCAUGGUCACACAGCGGAGCAUCCGGUUAUUUCAUAACAAACAUGCUUUGGGAACUUUGCCAACCACUCAGCAGCCUUCCUUCCCCAUGUGCUCUGUUUCAUCUACGUGUCUUCCGGCCUAUCUUCCUGCCAGUCUCCCCCAGACCCCGCCCCUUUCUCACCUACUAACCUCUGACUUUCUCUUCUCUCCACCAGGCAGUAAGUCCUGCCUGUUUCAUCUGCUCUUUUGGACUGUGUAUGUGUGUAACACAUACCCAGAUAGGACAUCUGAUGCGAAUGAAUGGGUUUGAUGUGGUUCUGUGUGAGUGCGUGCGUGUGUGUGUGUGUGUGUGUGUGUGUGUGUGUAUGUGCGCCUCUAUCUGGUGCAUCUUUAUGUUUGUAUCAACUCAAGACUUCCUCUCCAGGAACCCUGGUCAGCUUCUGUGAAAGGUCCCAUGCAUGAGUGCCUGGGUAUGGGUGUGCAGGGCCAUGGGAGUGAGCUGGGAAGCAAGAAGUGCUAUUGGCUUCCAGUUGAGAAUUCUGGAGUUAUUUUUUAAGACAAAGGAUUUAUUGUAUGAGAAGGGAAAUGAUUUGCAAGAAAACCCAGUUUUUCCAUUGGGAAUUUUAUUUUCUGUUUUUGUUUAAGGUUAGAUUUCACCCUUAAGGGGAAGGGCAUACUUGGGCUUGAGGAAAAGUGAAGAAAAGCAACUUAGAUUGAGAGGCCUUGUAUUUGAGACCCUUCCAAGCAUCUCGAAAAAAAGCAGGGACAAGAAGGUGUCCACAAGCUUCCGUUUAGGUGAAGGGGAUUGUCUGUGACUAGAUGCAAAUUCCAGUCAUUUUCCAGUUGCAGAAAGGUAGAGGAAAUAAUUCUAAAGGGGAUGAUUCACUAUCAACCAUAACAUAAGUAACCACAUUUCAAGAUACUGCCUCUUAGACCCAUCAUUAUUUAUACCUUUUAAAAAUUCCAUACUUAACAUAAAUAAGUCAUGUGCUCUAUCCAAUUAUUUAGCUUUGUGUCAGACCUUUGACAAAGCUUACUGCAUCCCUUUGAAACUUGAACGUCCCUGAAAUGUGUAAACCAUCUGGCUCCACUCACAGUCAGCAACGCAGGGCCAUAGAGUGGCUUUUUUGAUAGUGGGUUCAGAUGGGUACAAAUACACGUGCUGGGGUCUACUCCUGCUUGGGUGCAAAAAACAUUCCCAACCACAUGGUCAGGGUGGAAGCCACUGUAGACCUGGGCCAAUGGGAAAAAUUCCAAGAUGACUUUGAUCUUUCACACACAGGGGUUUGACCACAGAUAAAAACCUGCACCUCCAAGCUGUUACUGAAGGUUUCUGGCUGUGAGGUGGCUGAGAAAGAAACAAUGGACAAGGAAGAAAAGAUCCUUGACUUGUGAGGCUCUAGGUCAAAUGCUACUAACUUCAAAUCCAAGUCCCUUCUCAGGGGAGUUAGGACCAGUGGCCUCAGUAAGGCUCCCAGUUCCAAUUCAGGUCAAGUUCAAAUUCCUUAUAGUUGUGUGUAUGCAAGGUAUAUACUCAAGCAAGUGCUGCAAGCUCCAUGCAAGCCAACCUCCUUCCUUCCCUACUACAUUAGGGAUUUGGGAGUCUGGGGUGUCUCCUAGAGAGAGGUCCUAUUUCUUUUUUCUUCUUUUGGAAGGUGUGGUUUCUCUAUUUCCUUUUCCUCUCUCCCCACUCACUUCUAUUUUCCUUCUGCAUCUGCUUUCAUCAAUUAAAUAGUUAAAUACUUCUUCUCUAGAGAAUAGAUAGAUCCCAAGCAGUCUCUUUGUUUGUUGUGGCUGUAGGUUUCAUGAGGAGGCCUGUGGCUCUCUGGCACCAAGAUAUAAAAUGUAAAAAAACUGUGCCUCUUCCAGCUUCAUCCCUUCCACAAGCCUCAGCCUUUCAACAACUCUACCCUUUCACCUCCAGGGAUCAUGAAGGCACAAAGACUGGACAGAAUCAAGUGGGGACCAGCCUUUCUUAACCUCAUGCCCCUAUGCAGCACCCAGGGCCCUAAGUGCCAUACUGGUGUAAUCUCUCACUAGGGGUUAGUGGAUCCACCCAGUGGUGCUGCCUUUCUUUCCAUAAGAGGAGAGGAUAUUGUGAUACUGUCUCAAUAUUUGUCCAUACUCAUGAUAAGAGGCCCAGUAGGAAAGUACCACCAUGUAUGAUUAACCCAAUUUCAUGGAAAGAUGUGCCAGUUGGAUCUCCAAAGCCACCUACCUGAGUCAUAUUCAAAAUAAUGAAAAAAAUACAGGACUCAGAGGCAUUUAGAAUGGACAAUCUUUACCUGGCUUAUGCUGAGAGCAGUAACUAGUUUUCAAAUAUCUGUUGGAAGUGGUGGGAAGAAAUACACCUGGUCAUCCUUCAGUGUGGCUGGUGUGGGGUACUCGGUUGUUUCUUAUAGUUCAAGUGAAGUUGGUUUUCUGUAAGUUUCCCUCUGUUCCAGGGACUAAGCAUUCCAGUGAACACAUCCAACUCUUUUCAGGGAAAUAUGAUGAGUCAGAGUGAGAGCUGAUUUUACCACAGAUAGAAAUAACUGGUGCCUACCAGCCGAAUUGUCUUUGGUGCUGCCUUCCAGCUGGUAUGUGACAGAGAAAAGGGACAGACUUUUAAGCAGGCCCACCAGAGGUGAUGCAUACAAAUGAUUCUGAUGUCUCUUGAAGCAGUUGACUUCUGAGGCUGUAUUUGUCUUCUUUUCAUUGAUGCUGCCGUGGUGCAAAAGGUUUUUGAAACAUUAUUCCUAGUUCUUAGAAUAUGUUAUUGGUUAUUGGGUUUUUUAAAUCCAAUGUAAUCAUGCACAUUGUAGAUUAGAAAAAUAAAAUGCAAUACAAAGAAUACAAGAUUGGUCAUAAUUCUAUCACUCUGAGAUGUCAUUAGUGUGCUCAAUUUUAGUGGCCAUAACCCCAAAUCCUCCCCAGUGAGUGGUCGUCUUUGGAUUGACAGAUGGGGCUAGGACUUUGAAUGGCCUCAGAAUCACACUGGCCUGUAUGGAGGAGCACAGGAGCAGCAGGAGCACAGGCUUCUGAGCCCCCAAGAUAGCAAAGAGGCCUUUGAAAACUCAAAGCCAGACUUAGAGGGCAGGUGGAACAGGGCGAAAAGAUUUCUGUUUGAGGGAAUUUCUCUUUCUUCCUCUUGCUCUUCUUUUUUCCAGGUACCACCUCAAUCUAAUCAUGGGUAUAAGAGCACUGAAGCCAGAGUAAGUCACUAAUUAAGCUCCACUUGUACAAUGCAGUUACUGUAAAUUUCAUUUCCGCUCUGCACUAAAAUGAUUUGUGACUCUGGGCACUGUGUCUUCUCCAUACUUGAACUUCCUCAUCUACAAAAUGAGGAUAGUGAUAACUCUUUACCUCAUGGUAUAUUAAAGGUGACAAAGAAAUUGCAAAGUGAUUUGCAAACAUGAAGUGUCACAUGAAUUAUGCACUGAUCCAAUUAUCCUGCAGCGGCAGAGUCCUCCCCACCCCCGAAAGGGAAUUCUCCGCUGUAGACUCUGUGCCUCGCUGCUGAAGGGAUAAUCUGGAGAGAAAGGUCAUCCUGGUUGCUGGUUGUACUUAGCCCACUGAAGCACAUGAGAUUUCUUUUUCCCUUCAUUUGGGGACUCCAGGGAAAUUGGCUCCUUCACUUACUUUAUCCAUUUCCAAACUUCCUUUGUCCAAAGCCAGUUUUGCAAGGGGUAAUCUCACCCGUCUUGAUUAUUCCCAGAAGUGAGGCAACAAGUAAACCACAUGAGGCAAAGAGCAUAGAUGAGCUGAAACAGUUGACUUUGAACCAAGGCGUGUGGUUAGUACCUUGUUUGUUAUUAACAAUUCUGGACAUUAUUUCUAGCUUAUUAACAAUUCUGGAUGUUAUUUCUAGCUGUACAUGCCCAAGUGGUGGGAAUGAAUGAUCCUGAAAGGUUUUAAUGAGGUUUCAAGUUUAGGGUGGGCUAGGAUCUGCUUUCUCUUGUCAGAUGGCAAAGCCAGUGACUUCAUCAGAAGCCUGUGGGUUUUUAUAAAAGUUCCCUGGAUGGCUCAUUCACUAAGACGUUCCAAGUAUGGAACAAACUGAGUCCUAGUUUCAAAAUGAGACAAGAAUCCACUUCCAAAAGGUUCCCCACACUUUCUGCUUUGCAGUGAAUCAAACAUCAAUAUUGUGUUGAGACUUUCCCUAAGGGGAGUCCAAGUCAUUGUUCUCUUUAUAAUGACAGCCCAGCCAGUAAUGGGGGAAACUGGCGAACUGCACGGGUGUUUGUCCAGUGUCAAGAAGCAGAACACUGCUUCAACCUGGGAGUUGCCCGGCGGCAGCUCAACCUGGUAUCUCUUACAGAUGCCAGCCUCCUACUCUUCACGCCAAGGAUUGGCGCUGCUCCCUAGGGAACCCUGUGUCCCCCUCUCUCUCCUGGAACCCAAGCUUUUCCUUUCCUCUUCGGGUGGCCCAGAGACCCCCUCUCAUCUGUGUGUGCUGGUGUGUCUGUGUCGUGAGAGUGAUGAGGCCUUUCACACAGAGAGCUUUUGCAGACUCACCCUUUCCCGCUUCCACCCAUGGUGUGACUGUUUUGCUACUCAAGACUAUCUGUAAAAAUGUACAAAUAAAAAUGGAAACUGAAUAUAAAGGGGAGGGGUAUGGCAACUACUAAGAUGCAAUGAUGUAGCCCUCAGUUUUCUGAGGACAUUAAGUGGACUGCCCUAGAAUCCUUCGUCUGGUGGCACUUGGAAAGAGGGACACCAUGGUGAAGGAGACUUUUCUAAUUGCUUCUCUGAGUCACUAGUGUCUGCUUAGAACUCUCUGUUCUGAAGGGCUUUGCCUUUUAAGAAAAAUAUAUCUUCCAAAAAGCAAAAGCAUAUCAUCCAAUUCAGAAGGGUGGAGGUCGAGGCAGAGACCAACACAAAGACCAAAUUCCGGGGUGGCGUCAGAAGCUUUGUCACUGGCUCACUUGGGCCUCAGGUGAGUCCUGUUACCUCAUGCUGUCUCCGUGUCCUCUCAGCCUAAUGGGCUAAGGGUCUCUGGGGACACCUGGACAUUAUGUCUCCUGGUCCAUUCUGCUGCUAUUUUCAGAGACUUUGUGCCCAUGCUGGUUGGUGUGUGCUGACUGCCUUGAGGUAAAUCUGAGAGUUUUUCUCCCUGCCACUCUUGCCCCACAUUUUCACUCCUCAGAAAGUAACCUCAAGUGAACAGCCAGUUUGUGCUCAGAGUUCAAAGCCUUUUUGUCGACCUUUUUAUUCUCAGAUGCCUUUUCCCACCCACUUUGAUGAUCUCAUUUUACUGUUUCUACUGACAGAGCUUUCUGUACUGGACUGGUAGGAGAAAGAGUAUCAAAGGAAAUGAUGGAUAUGAACUGCUUUGUAAUCUGUGACUCGCUCUACAAAUGUGGCUCUCAUAGUAUCAGAAGCAGGGAGUCUGGCCAAGGGAUACUACCAAGUGAGAAUGAAGAGCGGUGGUGGUGGAGGUUUGGAGACCAUGGUCUUCUGCAGGUUGGAGGUGGAGGUUAGAUGGAGGGACCUUCCCAAUAGAGAAGCAGCUGAAUCACCAGAAUGCCUUCAGUAUAGCGACAGAGAAAGCUCCAAAGCUAAGAGGAACCAGGAAAUGGGUAAUCCUCCGGUACAAAGGGCUGCCUGCCCCCAAGACCACCCCAAAGAGGGGAUCCACACCGAGCUCGCUCAGUGCCAGCACCCCUUCUGACUCAUGGUUAUAGGCACCUUCAGUCUAAACUUUCAACUUCUCUAAUGGCCCAUGUUGAUCAUCUCUGGGACCAGCUCCCACAAAGUGAUUCUGACCACUACUGUCCAACAGAAACAUGAUAUAAGCCACGUACGCAAUUUUAAGUAUCCUAAUAGCCACAUUUUCAAAAGUUCACUGAGACAGGUGAAAUUAAUUUUAAUACUACAUUUUAAUCCAACAUAGCAAAAAUAUCACCUCAAUAUGGAAUCAACAUAAGAAAUUAUGUACUUUUUAAUUUUUUUCAAAUGAGAUAUUUUAAAUCCAAUGUGCAUUUUAUGCUGAGAAAACGUCUCAAUUUAGACCAUCCACAUUUCCUGCACAUGGCUUCUGGCCACUACCUGGACAGUACAGAUUUAUUUUCUUCAUUAGGAAAUAAGGCAGGAUGUCCCUUAAUGGUGAGUCACGCAUGUCAUAGAUUUCAUCGUAGCUGACAGAGGCAGAAGGUGGGUUGGUUGAGAUAGAUAGCACACAGCUGUGUCCAGGCGUCUCUCUUGCUUUAUCUGUUUAGUGAGGGAGACAGCCACAGCUGUGAACAGCAUGUCACAUCUGCCCCAGAGGGCGCCAGCCCUAUCCCUGGGCAUGGCCCUGAGGACCUGUCCUAGUCCUAGAGGGUAAAGCAGGUCAUUUUCUUUGGCUGUAGGAGCAUCAGCCACUGCCCUCUCUUAUUCAGAUGUCCUUUAUCUCACAGGGAAGAGGGGCAGACAGGCCUUCUCUUUGUGAAGAGUAAAGCACUCCACAACCUUCUGAAUCUGGUGGUUGGUCACCUGCUAAGAACACCUCACCAAUAAUUGGAGCUGUUUUCUCCAUCCCUCAAUUUCCUUACAUUUUUAUCUGACAAUCGAAUGUUAAAAAGGAGAAACACUGGGAAGAGUGGCAGCCACAAGCUAAUGAGAAAUAAGGUCUCCUAGGAGGUAGCAGUGACAAGUUCUAUCCUUGUACUGUGACUUAGGCCACCACUGCCCACCUUUCUUUUCUACUUAGAGACCUCUCAUAGGUUUGAAGAAACUUGUUCAGGGGGAAAACGAUAAACAGUGAAAUCUUAGUGUAUAGAACAGAAUAAAAUACAAGCUGGGCAUUCUCACAGCUUUUCGAAGAGCCAGUGUGACAAGGGUUUGAUUCAUUUAUAAUAUUAUGAGCCUUGUGUUACCAAGCAAGAGAAAACGAGCCAAUUUGGUGAGUAUGUUUUAUAUAUGGUCAUUAGACAAGGGCCAUCACCGACAAAGCUCUCAAACACCUGGAGUGUUUAUGGUCCACCAGAUUAUUGCUCCGUCAAUAUAAAUUUACUUACCUUCACUUUAAUUUGCAUAGUGCUUUCUGAUUGGUUAGAUAAAAAGUGGUGUAUACUGCAGGAUUCUAAAAAUGACUCUCCCCUUGGAGGCAGCAAUUCCUGUGGAUAUUGGUGCUAAAAUAAGAUUAAAUAUUAUGUUAAUUUGUUCUUAUGAUGUGAAUAAAUGUAUUGUUUAAUCUUAACAAGAAUGCUACAUCUUAUCAGAUCUAUUGUACUGUCUGUUCCUUCUCAUAAUUAAUUAAUUACAGGAAAGGUGAUCCAAACCAGAUCUUGAAACUCUUGUGAUAUUCUGAGAGCAAUUUAGGAGGGAAGUGGGAGGGGGGAAUGAAAAGGGAAAUUGCCAGGUUCCUGUGACUUUGAAAGGACUGAGGAAGCAGAGAGCAUUUGGGGACUUCACUGAAACUGACUGCAUCUUGCAAUUUUCUUUUUCAAAUUGGCAGAAAUACUGUAUUUCCAUCGAUUGAAGAAAAAAGUGUCUGGUAAUUAAUUAAAUGACUUGUUCAUGGAAAAAAUAAAAAUAAAUAAUCUGUCAGUUGUGGAAUGUAAACUGAUUAAACAAUUAAAUAAAGAAGAUCA
Molecule: messenger RNA, 10175 nt
Organism: Heterocephalus glaber (naked mole-rat)
Lineage: Eukaryota; Metazoa; Chordata; Mammalia; Rodentia; Bathyergidae
Gene: Tmem178b
Product: transmembrane protein 178B
Cellular component (GO): membrane
Source: RefSeq, a predicted model, not a curated record